Messenger RNA from Cynoglossus semilaevis (tongue sole), 1683 nucleotides. RefSeq names its product transmembrane protein 150B (gene tmem150b). The record is from RefSeq and is a predicted model, not a curated record. Gene Ontology annotation, cellular component: plasma membrane. The transcript has 7 exons. The coding region runs from base 793 to 1503 and encodes 236 amino acids. NCBI's taxonomy places the organism in Eukaryota, Metazoa, Chordata, Actinopteri, Pleuronectiformes, Cynoglossidae.
UUUAUCGUGUUGUCAUUUUUUCAACGUCCACCACAGGCUUUACAGAUUUCUGUGCUCCUUCGUCUAAAACACUUUUCUUUUGGACCAAUCGCUUUCAUUCACUUCAAAGGAUCCAAGGAUCGUUUCUGGUUCAAAGUCCGAUAAAUAACUUUAUCAUAAAUAACUUAAAAAAAAGACUACCACCUCCAGGGCGUGAAAUAAUAAUGGUACUUAACCAGCCACAAAAGAAAAAAGUACAUUUUGUUUUGCAUAAUCUGCCGGAAACGUGUAGUUUUUUAUUCAUCAGUGCAAAUCUUUUGCCCAUUGUGUUGAAAGCCACAGGUGUUGCUAAAAUGUCACUGUGGUGAAUUUUCAAUCACAGUGAUAUUUAUAAAUGGUAAUAAUCACAUUUUUAUCUGAGUAGAUAAAAAGAAAUGCUGUUAUUGUGGAUCUCCAAAAGGGGGCGCCUGCAUGACUCUUUAUUUAAAAGCUAUGAAAAUAGUAUUACUUUAAAGAAAUUGUUUGUGUUCUGCUUUUGUUGUUUGGUUUUUUUUCACAUGUCACUACAGUUUAACCUUCAAAAUUGAAAUGGACUGAAUUCCUCCCAGAGUUUUUUUUUUUUUUUACACCUGUGUUUAUAUUCAUCAUCAUUCCUCUACACAUUCACCAGCCCCUCCCCUCCGUCACCUUUAACACCAAACACUGUGUAACAAACUCCUGUGUUUGGUCAUUGGUCCCUCCUGUGCAGAGCAGUGAGGACAAAGUGACGAGAAGCUCUUAUUCUGGACAUGAACUGAGCGGCAGCUGCCGAACAUGUGGCUGUGGGCACUACUUCCUGUCAGUAUUGCUGUUUUAGGCAGUGGGGGCAUUUGGACAGUGUUUGCCAUGGCUGUAACGAACGGAUCGGUCAACCUCACCGAGGGAUUCCCCUACAUCAGCAAAUGUGGGUCAUACCCUCCUCAAAGCUGCCUCUUCUCCCAGGUGUGCAGCACCUGCUCGUUUUUAGCCUUUUGGAUGAUGGCGAUCCGUUUCCAGCAGGUCAAGGACUUCAGUAAUCAUGGGAAGGCCAACACGGCCAGCAUAGUUCUGGGCUUCAUCUCCGCCACAGGGACCUGCAUUCUCGGCAACUUCCAGCAAUCGGUUUUGAAGUACGUUCACAUUUUGGGAGCUUUUAUGGCCUUCUACAUGGGCCUGGCCUACUUCUGGACACAGCUGUAUCUGACCUAUCAGACUCAGCCGUCCCAUGACCGACGCUGGGUGGGGCCUGUUAGGGCCAGCUGCUGCACCUUCUGCACCAUUCUGGUUAUAACUAUGCCUAUUCUCCAAAAAGUCGGCUUCCCCUCUGAGGCUGCUGUGUGUGAGUGGGUCGUAGUCAUGCUCUUCUUCUGCCUGUUUGCUCUGGGUGCAGCUGAGUUCAGGCACGUCGACUGCCACCACUUCACUGUUCAGAAACGAGCUCUAAAUAUUCAGUCUGGCCACGUUUCCAUUCACACUAACAUCCGUGUUGCAAAUACACUCACAUGACACCAGCAUUUUUGUACCAUUAUAAAUCACAUAUCUUUUAUCUUGUACUGUCAUGGCUGUGUGGUUUGUAACCAAAGCUCAAAACUCAAACCCCUUCAUUGAAUGACCAGUUGUAAAUGAGAAAAAUGUUGAACACAAAUGGAAUAAAAUUCUGAUUGAGGAGCGCGGGCUGAAGAAGCA